ACGCCCCCCGCGCGCGACAUGCUGAGUAACCGAGCCCUGAGCAACGCGCCGUCGCGCGCGGCGCCUUCGAACGCGAAGUCGUCCGAAAACGUCGCCGCGUGCGCGAUGCAGCGCGGCCCGCUCACGCGGCGGCAGCACCUCCUCGCGAGGAACCGCUCGGAGAACGAGCGCGCGUCGAGGCUCCUCUCGCUGAGCGACGACGUCCUCGGGCACGUCUGCUCGUUCCUCGACGGCCGCGACCUCGCGAGGCUCGAGACCGUGUGCACGCACUUUAAGCACCGGUCGUGGGUCGCGGUGAACGAGGCGUCGCUGCCGGAGCAGAGCGCGAAGAGGAAGCUGGACGCGAUGACGUUGGGGGAGAUGCCCCCCGGAUUCAGGUACGCGCUUUCGCUCUCCGGGCGCUUUUACCGACAGAUUUCGCGCGAGCAUCGUCGCCGGACGCGCGCGCGCGCGCGCGCGCGUCGUGUCCUCGCGCGCGGGUUCGACGACGCGAAUCGCGUAUCGAUCGCGCGUAAGACGCGUUCGCGCGUUCGCCUCGCGCGCGUCGGCUCCUCGCUCGCCCCCUCGCCCCUCCCCGACGCGUCUCUCGGGUUUUCCGAGGACACCGUCCGUGUACAGGUAUCCGUCCGCGCAGCCUCGCCUGACGCGGCUCGCUUCUUUUUCUGUUCGUUCGAAACCGCGCAGGAAGAUGAAGUACACGCGCAAGCUGUCCGUCGUCGAGCAGCGGGGGAUCCCGCUGACGCACGAGAACGUGACGACAGGCAUGUGGGUCCGCGUGAAGAAGGACGUGGAAUCGGUGAAGAAGAUGACUAUGCCGUCGGAUGGGAGCAAGGCAUGGACGACACCGUGGGAAAGCCCUUCCCCGUGGGCGUCGUCUCCAAGGCGUAUCGGCAGUCGCCGGUCGUCGGGUUAUCCGUCCCGAACGGCCUCGUCGCCAUCGCCGGAGGGCGAUACCCGACGUACGGGUGGUACUACCCGCUCGAGGCGCUAGAGCACGUGUGA
Molecule: messenger RNA, 1002 nt
Organism: Micromonas pusilla CCMP1545
Lineage: Eukaryota; Viridiplantae; Chlorophyta; Mamiellophyceae; Mamiellales; Mamiellaceae
Exons: 2
Coding region: 106-1002 (298 amino acids)
Molecular function (GO): protein binding
Source: RefSeq, a predicted model, not a curated record